Molecule: messenger RNA, 1155 nt
Organism: Arachis ipaensis
Lineage: Eukaryota; Viridiplantae; Streptophyta; Magnoliopsida; Fabales; Fabaceae
Source: RefSeq, a predicted model, not a curated record
AUGGCAACUCUUGCCAAGGCUUUUUCACGUCUAGCACCCUCUCACUUCACCCCUAGUAACCUUGAUCCUCCACCCUUGCCACAUCCAUCAACCCCAAAAUCUAGUAUUGAUGCUAUAACUCUGAAAGGAAGUGAGCCGCUUAAUGAAAUAAACUCUCAACCCACUCUUCCGAAGGAGGAAUCUAGUAAUGGGGGCAAGAAUUUUGUUGAAGAUGGGAAAGAGGAGGAACUUGAGGUAGGUAGCCACCAUGAGUUUCAAAAAGGUCUGAGUGAUGAAGAAAGCUCACAAGCGGGAGACCUUGAGGAUGAAGAAGAUGAAAGUGCCCCACCAAAUCCCCACAACCAAGAGGAUAAGUUACCCCACCAAGAAGCGAGGGAAGAUUUGAAACCACUACCACCCCAUGUUAAACAUGUGUCCUUGAUGAGGAACAUAAAUUUCCGGAUUUUCUUGGAAGAAGGCGCUAAGCCGGUCCGGCAACCGCAAAGACGGCUAAAUCCCACAAUCCUUGACGUAGUCAAGGAAGUAACUCGUCUCUUGGAAGCGGAAAUCAUUUACCCCAUUUCGGACAGUGAAUGGGUAAGUCCGGUCCAAGUAGUGCCGAAGAAGUCCGGGGUAAUAAUGGUGAAGACGGAGAGUGGAGAGCUUUUGGCCACCCGAGUGCAGAAUACUUGGCGAGUGUGCACUGAUUACCACCGGUUGAAUCAAGCAACGCGGAACGACCACUACCUGUUCCUGUUCAUUGACCAAAUGUUGGAUCGCUUGGCAGGGAACUUAGCUAGGGUACUAGAGCGAUGCACCAAUACUAACCUUGUUUUGAAUUUUGAAAAGUGUCACUUCAUGGUGAAGCAAGGUAUAGUAUUGGGUCAUAUUGUUUUUAAAGACGGAAUCUCCGUCGACCAGGCUAAGAUCGAUGUCAUUUCGAGUUUACCUUACCCCUCCUCGAUGAGGGAGAUCCGUUCCUUCCUUGGUCAUGCAGGCUUUUAUCGUCGAUUCAUCGAGGACUUUAGCAAAGUUGCCUUACCUCUCUCCCACCUACUGCAAAAGGACGUGGAAUUUUAUUUUGGUGAAGAUUGCAAAAAGGCUUUUGACAAGUUGAAAGAAGCGCUAACCACAGCUCCUAUUGUGCGAGGCCCAAGUUGGAAUCAACCUUUUUGA